UACGGGAGGUAACUGGAAUUACGCGAGUUCUUUCCCUUCGCGUCGCUCUUCAAUCUUCAAAAAAAUUCAGCAUGGCCGACAAAGACAAACCCAAGAAGGAGGAGAAAGAAAAGAAGCCGGACCUCGGGCUACUGGAAGAAGAUGAUGAAUUUGAAGAAUUUCCAGCAGAAGACUGGAAUAGUGCAGAUGAAGAUGAAAAGGAUAUUAAUGUGUGGGAGGAUAACUGGGAUGAUGACAAUGUAGAUGAUGAUUUAUCAGUACAGUUAAGGAAUGAACUUGAAAAGUUUUGUAAAAAUUCAGACGGCCAUGAACCAAUGAAGAAGUAGCGGGGACCAUUCAAUGUCAUCAGUUCUUAGUCAUCAACUUCAUCUCAUAAACAUGUGCUGAUUGAGAAUGGAACACAAUUUUGGGUUCAGCUGGACAGUAAUUUAUAUUUUGUGAAUUUCUUCAAAAUUUUGAGUGUAGAAGUAUAUGCAAAUACAUGCAAAAAGUUGAUAAUUUGUGAAUUAAUGGGUCACACAGGAGGUAUGAACGAAGUUCAGGAUAUUUUUGCAGACAUAGUUUAUCAUGUCAAAGCCAUCCGAUUACACUGUACAACUGAUUAAUAUAAAAGAAUAUGUCCAUCUGAAUUUUAGAGCAGGCAAGUUCGAUAAUAUUGUUCUGAAAUGGUUCAUUUUCUAAAUGAUUAUUUAAAAAAAGUUGUUUUGAUAUUAAAUAUUGUUUAUUC
Messenger RNA from Pecten maximus, 727 nucleotides. Its product is annotated as 26S proteasome complex subunit SEM1-like. The transcript is spliced from 3 exons. Lineage: Eukaryota; Metazoa; Mollusca; Bivalvia; Pectinida; Pectinidae. Bases 72 to 326 code for a protein of 84 amino acids. The record is from RefSeq and is a predicted model, not a curated record. Gene Ontology annotation, cellular component: proteasome complex; proteasome regulatory particle, lid subcomplex. Gene Ontology annotation, biological process: double-strand break repair via homologous recombination; mRNA export from nucleus; proteasome assembly.